AUGGAGGAAUUUGCGGAUGAAUUAUUCGGAGACGGGUUCGGGGAAUAUCCUCUCCUUCUCCGUCCGUUGAUUGGAACUAUGAUCGUGGUUAAAGCGGGCGCUAAGUUCCUCUUCUACUUUGGGUUGCCUAUUGUCCUCGGUUUCAUCUUCCUAGGCGGAGCUAUUGCACUGAUAAUCGUUUCGAUCGGAUGUCUCUCCGACAAAUUGUCAAAGAAGGACGAGAAUGGGACAUGGAAGAAAAGCGAUGAUGAGAGCAGGAAUCGGGGCAGUGUCGAACAUCGUCUAGAGGCUGGCGAGAUCAAAUUUUGA
Molecule: messenger RNA, 309 nt
Organism: Penicillium samsonianum
Lineage: Eukaryota; Fungi; Ascomycota; Eurotiomycetes; Eurotiales; Aspergillaceae
Exons: 1
Coding region: 1-309 (102 amino acids)
Source: RefSeq, a predicted model, not a curated record